AUGGCAUCAAGCACAUCCCUUCCAAAACUUCGACAGCUUUCCGCCACCAUCGAGCUCGCGGUGGCCAAGAUCCAGGAAGCAUUGGAUGCUCAAGGUAUCCCGUCCCCUUCCUUUGAUGAGGAUGCGCCGCCUCUGCCCUCGGACAUUGGGGAGGCUCGGGAUGUGGUUCUCGAUGCCACAGCAGAGCUCCAGGACCUGCUCACGGAGCCCCUGAAUAUGAUCCACCGUGCUUCCAGAAGCGACAAAUCAGCAUGUAUCCAAGUCAUAUCCCGCUUUGGCAUCGCCAGCCUGGUACCCCCUGGCGGUCGGUUGUCCUUCCGUGACAUCGCCGCGCAGACGCCGUUGACGGAGCAGAUGGUGGGCCGCAUCGUCCGGCACGCUGCAACGAUGCGUAUCUUUUACGAGCCUGAACCUGGAAUGGUUGCCCAUACGAAGGCGUCCAAGUUACUAGCUAGCGAGGAUAUGAGGGACUGGGCGCGAGCCGGAACCGAGGAGUUAGGUUCUGCGGCGGGAAAGCUGGCGCAUGCUCUUGAACGCUGGCCCGGGUCCGAAGAGCCAAAUGAGACGGGUUUUUCCAUCGCAAAUGACACGACAGACUCCAUCUACCAAGUCAUUGCCAAAAGUCCUGAGCGAGCCGUCCGGUUCGCAAACGCAAUGAAAGUCAUGACAGGAAGACCGGAGUUCGACCUAUCCUACGCCCUCGACCACUACGAUUGGGCGUCUCUAGGCAACGCUCAAAUCGUCGAUGUUGGCGGAGCCAAGGGCCACUUCUCGCUCGCGCUGGCCAAACAAUACAGCAAUUUGCAGAUUGUUGUGCAGGAUAUGGGAUUCGUGAUUCAGGACGCUGACGCUGGGGAUUUGGGCGAGAGAGUCCGGUUUAUGGCCCAUGACUUGUUUGAGCAGCAAACCGUGUCCGCUGACGUGUUUUUUUUCCGGUGGAUAUUCCACAACUGGCCCGACAAGUACUGCAUCCGGAUUCUGAGAGCACAAAUACCCAUGUUGAAAGCUGGGGUGAAGCUCAUCGUACAGGAGGCCGUCAUGCCUGAGACAGGGACGGUGGCCCAGUGGAAGGAGAAGGACUUUAGAUCGAUGGACCUCGAAAUGGCCUUCACCUUCAAUGCUCGAGAACGGACCCUGGCGGACUGGGAGGCCCUCUUCAAGGAAGCCGACCCUGCAUUCGUGCUCAAUAGUGUGGUUGAGCCGGAAGGGUCGGCCAUGUCAAUCCUAGAGUUUGUAUGGGAGGUAAAGAGUGCGUAG
Molecule: messenger RNA, 1257 nt
Organism: Chaetomium globosum CBS 148.51
Lineage: Eukaryota; Fungi; Ascomycota; Sordariomycetes; Sordariales; Chaetomiaceae
Exons: 5
Coding region: 1-1257 (418 amino acids)
Molecular function (GO): O-methyltransferase activity
Source: RefSeq, a predicted model, not a curated record